AUGGGCUGGUUCGACGGCCGAUCCUCAACAUCUGGCGGUGCUUAUGUGCGGAGGCGUUCAGACCGCUCUCCCUCUCGUCGGUCCACCUAUUCCACUCACCACAAUCGCCAUUCCGCUCCGUCAAUCUUCGAUUUCGGUGGUACCAGUCGUUCAGGGCGCGCGAGCCCGUCUGUGUUCUCUUCCUUUUCUUCCUCCUCGUCGCGAAGGGCUCGUCCGCGCUCCGGGUUCAUCCAGCGUGUAAUCCGCUACAUCAGACGCUUGUUCCGUGACAUCUCCAAUUAUGCACAGCGCCACCCGAUGAAGGUUCUGCUGCUGGUUGUUGUCCCAUUGAUCACAAGCGGUGUGCUUGUCAAGCUGUUCGCUAUGAUUGGAAUUCAUCUCCCAAAGCAUAUCUUUGGUGGGGAGUCUUCCGCAAGAUCUGGUGGUGACGGUGGUGGCGUGGCCGACAAUAUUAAUGGACUUAUGAAGAUUGCAAAGAUGCUGAUGUAG
Aspergillus puulaauensis is the source of this 489-nucleotide messenger RNA. RefSeq lists its product as uncharacterized. The record is from RefSeq and is a predicted model, not a curated record. The transcript has a single exon. The coding region runs from base 1 to 489 and encodes 162 amino acids. NCBI's taxonomy places the organism in Eukaryota, Fungi, Ascomycota, Eurotiomycetes, Eurotiales, Aspergillaceae.